Chara braunii is the source of this 1601-nucleotide messenger RNA. The record is from the annotation of a GenBank genome assembly. Lineage: Eukaryota; Viridiplantae; Streptophyta; Charophyceae; Charales; Characeae.
GCGUUCGUGACCUCAUUCGAGAGUACCACGACGUUUUCCCAUCGUCGUUCUCGUACGCUGGCAUCCCACCGAUGCGCGACGUCGAGCACUCCAUCCAGCUUGUGUCUGACUAUCGUGUUCACCACCAGGCACCCUACAGAUUCUCGAUCCCCGAGGCCACCGAACUUAAGCGUCAGCUUGAGGAGCUUCUGAGACUGGGUUUCAUUAAACUCAGCAACUCCCCGUGGGGUGCACCUGUCCUCUUUGCUCGCAAAGCGGAUGGAACUUUUCGUCUUCGCAUCGACUACCGCGGUCUCAACCGCUACACGGUUAAGAAUAACUACCCCAUGCCUCGUUCCGAUGAGUUGUUCGACCGCCUAGCAGGCAACCGCUUCUUCACGAAGAUUGAUCUUCGUAGUGGUUACCAUCAGAUCCGUGUCGCUGCAGCCGACCAGCCGAAGACCGCGUUCCGAUCUCGAUUCGGCCACUACGAGUUCACGGCGAUGCCAUUUGGCCUCACCAACGCACCCGCUACCUUCCAUAGGGCGAUGAAUGACAUCUUCAGGGACAUCCUGGAGCAGUACGUUCUCGUCUACCUCGACGAUAUCCUGGUCUACAGUCGUACCCUUGAGGAGCACCUCAGACACCUCCGCGACGUCCUUGACCGCUUGCGCAGACAUGGCUUCUACGCCAAGCUGAGUAAGUGCCGCUUUGCCCAGCACAAAGUGGAUUUCUUAGGACACUACGUGUCUGACCAGGGUCUCCACAUGGACGACGCGAAGAUCACUGCUAUUGUGGAGUGGCCCGCUCCCACAUCCGCCAAGCAGCUUCGCAGCUUCCUAGGCCUGACCAGCUAUUAUAGUAACUUCAUCCAGGGAUACACUAGGUAUUCCAACGUCCUUACCUCCACCCUCCUCCGGAAGAACCCGCCCUGGGCUUGGACACCCCUCCACGAGGACGCCUUCCGCGCCCUCGAGAAGGCCUUGACAUGCACACCGGUUCUUCACUUACCCGAUUUUGAUCGCCCCUUUAUCCUUACCACCGAUGCGUCAGACUUUGCCGUAGGAGCAGUGCUUUCUCAGAUCUUCCCCUCCUCUCCUGAUUCCUCCCAUCCUUAUAUCCCUCGCUUUCCACCACCUACCCCUAUCACUGCCUCCCGAUUGACGCCUACUUGUCUAGCUACUGAUGAGCCUUCAAUUGACUACUCUCCUACCAUCGUCGAGGACGGCACUGUCGAGUCUCGCUCAGGUGAUUGUCCGAUAGCCUUCUACUCCCGUCAGCUCCUGCCCGCCGAGAUAAACUACACUGCUGAUGAACGUGAGGAGGUCGCCGACAUUGUGUUUGACCGAGUCGUGCGUGACCACGACUUACCUCUGAGCAUCAUAUCUGACAGUGACCUGCGCUUUACCAGCCGAUUCUGGCGACGGCUCCACGAGGUGUACGACACCCAGCUCCUCUUCUCCUCGUCUUACCAUCCUCAGACGGAUGGUCAGACCGAGAUCACGAACAGGACUCUCGGAGAUAUUCUCCGAAAGAUUGUUCGUGACGACCAGCAGUGAGAUCUUCAUCUUGCCCACGCGGAGAUAACCUACAACCAUGCCGUCUCGCCAGCCACGGGGAUG